CCCUCUCCCUUUGCACCCCAGCGGGGCGCGGCCCCGCCCCGGGGAACCGCCUCUCUGCAUCCCUGGGAAGGAUGUCAGGCCCCGAUUCUGCAGCGUGCUCCACCUGGGCAGGUGCCAGCGCUGGCCUGCAGCCCCACGGGCGUCCCUAGCCCUUCCGCGCCCAGAUGCGGGGGCAGGAGCGUAGCCCCUGUUCUGAAAGCCGCAGGCCGGGGAUUGUGCCCAGGUCAUCGCAGGUGGCUGUCAGCGAAGUGGGGCUGGCUAGUGAGCGCCCUGUUCUCUGGUCUCUCGCAGGGAGUCUGGUCUCUCGCCCGUCGGCCGCGAUGUUCCAGUCCUUAAAACACGUGUUGGGAGCGGCUGGGAUGUUCCCCAGGAGGCCGUUGUCCUGGGCCGCGCGUUCCCAGUGCAGAGCUCGCCUGUCCACCCGGGGCUUGGAGGACUUCAGCGCCCGGCUGGCAGCGGGGCCAACGCUGCGGCACUUCUUAAGAAACGCGUCCCCAGCUCAGGAAACUCACCAGGAGCUGGAGGAGCCAGCGCCCUAUCUCACCUCCAGCAUCCUGGAGGAAGCCAGGAGGAAAGUGUAUCUGGAGACCUAUGGCUGCCAAAUGAACGUUAAUGACACCGAGAUUGCCUGGGCCAUCCUACAGAAGAGUGGUUACCUGAGGACACACCAGCUGGAGGAGGCGGACGUGAUUCUGCUGGUCACCUGCUCUGUCAGGGAGAAGGCUGAGCAGGUGAUCUGGAACCGCCUGCGGCACCUCACGGCUCUGAAAUCCAAGCGGCUGCGGUCCCAGGCACCUCUCCGCAUCGGGAUUCUAGGCUGCAUGGCCGAGAGGCUGAGGGAGGAGAUCCUGCACAGGGAGAAGCUGGUGGAUAUCGUGGCAGGCCCUGAUGCUUACCGUGACCUGCCCCGGCUGCUGGCUGUGGCCGAAUCGGGCCAGCAGGCUGCCAACGUCCUGCUCUCCUUAGAUGAGACGUAUGCAGAUGUCCUGCCUGUCCAGACCAGCCCGGAUGCCACCUCUGCGUUUGUAUCGAUCAUGCGCGGCUGUGACAACAUGUGCAGCUACUGCAUCGUCCCCUUCACCCGCGGCCGCGAGAGGAGCCGGCCCAUGGCCUCCAUAUUGCGGGAAGUGCAGAUGCUGUCUGAUCAGGGGGUGAAAGAAGUGACUCUGCUGGGUCAAAACGUCAAUAGCUUCCGAGACACCUCCGAGGUCCAGUUCCGCUCGGCAGCCGCGCCUGGUCUGAGCCGCGGCUUUAGCACCAUCUACAAGGCUAAAGAGGGGGGCUUGCGCUUCACACAUCUGCUGGAUCAGGCCUCCAGAGUCGACCCGGAAAUGCGGAUCCGCUUCACCUCCCCGCACCCCAAGGACUUUCCUGAUGAGGUCCUGCAGCUCAUCCAGGAGAGGCGCAACAUCUGCAAACAGCUCCACCUCCCGGCCCAGAGCGGGAGCUCACGAAUCCUGGAGGCCAUGAGGCGAGGCUACACGAGAGAAGCGUAUUUAGAGCUCGUACAGCAUGUGCGGGAUUCCAUACCAGGAGUGAGUCUGAGCAGUGAUUUCAUCGCUGGCUUUUGCGGAGAGACCGAGGGCGAUCACCAGCAGACGGUGUCCUUGCUCAGGCAAGUCCGCUACAACGUGGGUUUCCUCUUUGCCUACAGCAUGAGGCAGAAAACCCGGGCCUAUCACCGGCUGCAGGACGACGUGCCGGUGGAGGUGAAGCGUAGGCGGCUGGAGGAACUCAUCUCCGUCUUCCGGGCAGAGGCCACCAGGGCGAACGGGGCCAUGGUGGGCCGCUCGCAGCUCGUGCUGGUGGAGGGGCCCAGCAAGCGCUCUGCCGUCCAGCUGUGCGGCAGGAACGACGGAAACAUCAGAGUGGUCUUCCCCGACACGGAGAUGGAGGACGGCACUGGCUCAGGGGCUCUGGUCAGAGCCCAGCCAGGGGACUAUGUGCUCGUGAAGAUUACCUCCGCCAGCUCCCAGACGCUGAAGGGAGUUCUGCUUCGCCGCACCACCCUCAGAGAAUCGGCAGUGCACCGCUGACGCCGCACAAGGGACAAGCAACUCUUCCCCGGGGAGGAACGGGGAGCGCUGGCCAGAUGGGGGUGGAGAUGGGCGUGGUGUUUACUUCCAGAGAUGCCCUCUCAGCUGGAGCCGUGCAAACUCCUGAGCAAAAGGCGAUGGACACAUGUGCACGCGCCGGCCCUGGGCAGAGCUGCUUGGAGUCCUUCGAAAAUCGCCACAGCCAGGAAGUGUUUUGUUCCUGCUUUUCAUUUGCUAUCUUGGCUGCGCGUCCCUGGGCUUGGAGGCAGCUCACACACCCCACCCCACUCCACCAUACCAUCCUACUGGGCAAUUUCACGGGGGUGUGGCGGCAGCCAGAGCUGCUUAACUGGGAGAUUAUUCCCAGCAAUCUGUGCCCAAGGAAUUGUUAACGUCCAUCAGAAUCCCAGAUUGACUUGGGAAUUCCUCACUGGUUAUCCGCUGGUUUGUGGGACAGAGCAGGGUUCUGAAAUCAAAUAGAUACCUGUACCUUUUAGGUGGGGCUGAGCUAAUUUCUGCAGUGGGUCACAGGACAUAAUGACCAGAAAUGGGAGGACAUUGAUAAAAGAUUCACACCUCCUA
Molecule: messenger RNA, 2618 nt
Organism: Dermochelys coriacea (leatherback sea turtle)
Lineage: Eukaryota; Metazoa; Chordata; Testudines; Dermochelyidae
Gene: CDK5RAP1
Product: CDK5 regulatory subunit associated protein 1
Exons: 13
Coding region: 165-2036 (623 amino acids)
Biological process (GO): tRNA modification; negative regulation of cyclin-dependent protein serine/threonine kinase activity
Cellular component (GO): mitochondrion; cytosol
Molecular function (GO): 4 iron, 4 sulfur cluster binding; tRNA-2-methylthio-N(6)-dimethylallyladenosine(37) synthase activity
Source: RefSeq, a predicted model, not a curated record